ACGUAAUGUAGUUUCGUCUACUUUCAUUCCACCCAGCUUAUCAUCCAUUCGAUACAACUCGGUCGAGUGAUACGUGCGCGUCUCCGGUUCGAGUAAAACGCGCGCCCGUGUGACUUGCUGAUUUUCGAUCGCGGAAAAACGCACUAAGAAAUAAUUAAAGAAAAAAAAACAGUUAUUCUGUUUCGAAAAAUUGAAAUUUUGCCUGUUGACACCAUUCUUCAAAUUGGCACAAUUGAGGAAACCAUGAGUUGAGGAAAUUUGCGAGUAAAAGUGGUCUGCAAUUGGUCUAGUGUCGCGAUCGUACUGUCAGCAAUUCAUCAAAGUGAUCUUGUGUCUCAGCGCGGUGUUUAGGAAGUGAAUAUUUUCCACUUGUUGCUGAUUUUGGCCUAUACAAGUCUGAGUCCAUAAUGUGGAAGCUAACUGUGAUACUAUUGUCACUCGCUGGACCAAUUCUCGGAGCUUCAAUAUUCCAUUGUCCUGAAGGGACUACCUGUCCAGAAAAAGGAUCAGUCAUAUCACCAUCUUUCCAGUUUCUGGACAAGCUGGGACCAAAGCAGUUCCAAACCAUUUUCAAAUUGUCCAUAGUCAACGCAUCACUUAGUAAAAUACCCGCUGAACUGAAAUAUGUGAAGAAUUUGGAGUACUUGGACUUAUCAGGGAAUAGUAUCCAACUCCAACAUAUACCCUCGCUGGUGAAUUUAAAGACUCUCAAACUAGCUAGAAAUAAUAUCAAAGACAUUAUACUGUCCUUACUGCCUAAACAUAUUGAAGAUCUUGACCUAUCAAAUAAUCUUCUUUCGCAAAUACCGCGAGACUGGAAAGCGUUGAAGGAGUUGAAAACCAUUCAUUUGCAAAAUAAUCCCCUUGAUUGCAAUUGUUACAAUGAGAAUAUUUUGUAUAACUGGAAAUUCAUUAAAGGGGGCGUGCAUAUGCCGGAACCUGUUAUUUGUGCAGCGCCCAAACAUGCUGCCGGGAAGAAUAUUAAUAUAAUUAAUUGCUCGAUAGAAGAUGAUAUGAUUAAUGAUCAAGAGGAAGGAUCUGGAAGUCAUAAAGAUUUCAUUGAAAAUGAACCGACAACGAAAGUACCGUAUCUCCAUGAAGAGGAUGAAGUUAAGGUUGAGGAGAAUGAAAUCAUUGAUGACCCAAAUUAUCUGCCGGUUGAAGACGAGCUUAUAAGCGUUGUUAAUGCAUCCGCAGUAGAAGAGCAUGAUGAAGGGAGUGGUGACGAAGGUAGUGGAUUCCUUCCAUUAUGGGACUCUGAUCCCGUCAAUGCGUGCGUCUUUAAUUGCUCCACUCCAGUGCCGAUAGGCGUUGAUGAUGACCAAGAUGAUACUCGAACCGGACCGGCCGAUCCAAUAAAGGUAAUUGCUGAAGAUUUGUAUGAUUCUAUAUUUGAAGAUCUAAAUCCCUCAACUUCCACAACUGCUGAGUCGACUACAGCAAUAUCUAGCUCAACUCCACCUUCCUCCUCAAGCGAAGUAACCGAAGAAAUAAUAAAAAAAGAAUCAGAUCCUGCAGUUUACAAAGAAUUCGUCAACAAUGACGUGGACAUCCUAUCGAAUGAUACACGUACUGGAGAAAUGGAAAAAGCCACUGCGUUAAACCAAAACAACUAUGCUGUAUAUGUUGUUGUUGUAUGUGGGCUCUUGCUGGCAAUUAUUUUCUCCAUAUGUUUAGUAAAGAAACGACAGACGAAAAGACUGAAUAAAAAGCGUCGUGAGCUUCCAUCUGGAUUCGGGGAGGAAAUGAAACCAUUAGAAAAACCCUCAAUCAAACCAAUCAAUGAGAAAAAUGGCAAGCCAGUAAACCACACAGCUGAACAGAUUCCAUUAGUCAAUGGACAAAACGGCAAAGCUCGGGACGAACCUGUUUUAACGUCGUACAUACCUUUGGAACACCCAGAAAGCACCAUAGAUCUUAACCAUGAUACGGACUCGGAUGAACCAACCAUACGCCCGAAAAAUCUACUAUUAACCCCAAUGACUGAAAGAGUAACUAUAAGGGCUUCAGAAAUUCCGGAAUCAAUUCCCAAAACCCCAGUGUUUAUCCAUCGUCAAAAAAACAGUGAAGGCGAAAUAAUCACUACCGUAGUCCCUCCAUGAACGACACACAGUGUUCCCUCAGUAUUGCUAGACCGGAACUUGAAUGUGAUAAAUUUUUAAUUAACUUAUUUUUAUGUGUUGUUCCUAUGGCUGUAAAUAAUAGACGAGUGUUGAUAUCAGCUGAUGAAUAUCAAUCAACUCGAUUUCCUUAUCUCCUUCAUUCAUUAGGAAUAUAUUUUUGGGUUGUUUUCAUUUGGAAAAAUGUACAGUGCACAUUUGUUAAGUCCACCAUUAGGCAAGUCGGCCGAUUCUACAAAGAGUUCUUGGGUAAUAAUGUAAAUAAUAUUUAGAGGAAAGUAGAGUGAUUAGUUUCAACGUCCUUUUUUGCUUCAUUGCAGUUUUUUGUAUGUAUUUAAAUAAAUCAGUUGAAUGUUUCUUAUGGGAAGCACCAAUUCAAUUAAAAAAAUGUAUCUACAGGGUGGCCACAGCUGUUUGGUUGAGCAGCAAUAGAUUUCGUUGAUUUGUUAUAUGUUUAUACAUUCAAUAAAUUUGCACCACAUCUAGCUAGGCGUAGUUACAGCUUGAUUUAAACUAUAUUUUCUUUUAUCCCGACCUUCGUUUGCGACGACUCAAACGUUUGCAAAAUAUUGCUAAAAUAUACGGUUUUUUCCUGAUCUUAUGUAUGUUUCAAAUUAAUUGUUUAUGUACUUAAAUGUACUGACUGUUACAAUAGUUAGCCCACAAUUAAUUUUCCCUCUUUCUAACAUUUAAUUGAUUUUUUGUUAGUUUUUCUGUUGGUUCGAGCUCCAGGAAAAUAACCAGCUUUUUAAAACUAUUUUAGUUCGCAAGUUUUCUCAUACUUUUAACUCUACAACAUUUAAUUGUUGUUGAUUUUCAAGAUGUUGGCUUCCAGCGCCAGGUUCCUAUAAAAUCACACUAAAAAAGAACGAAAAUUGAUCGAGCUCUCUGGUAAAGAACCUGUUUUAAAAACCAUUUUAAUUCGCAAUUUUUGUCAUACUUUUCACUCUACAACAUUUAAUUGGUUUUAAUUUUCAUAAAGUCACACUAAAACUAAUCGAGUAUCGUGUAAAAGAACCCGUUUUAAAGACCAUUUUAAUUCCUAAAUUUUCUCAUGCUUUUCUUUGGUUUUGAUUUUCAAUUUUCAAGCUGUUGGCUUCCAGCGCCAGUUGUCUAUAAAAUCACACAAAAAAACUAAAAUUAAUCGUGCAUCUUCGCAAGUUUUCUCAUACUUUUCACUCUACCACAUUUAAUUGGAUUUAAUUUUUUAUUUUCAAGCUGUCGACUUCCAGCACCAGUUUUCUAUAAAAUCUCACUAAAACACUGAAAUUAAUCGAGCAUUCUGUAUAAGAACCUGUUUUAAAACCCAUUUUAAUUCGCAAGUUUUCUUAUACUUUUAGCUUUACAUUUAAUUAGUUUUCAUAUUCAAUUUUCGAGCUGUUGGCAUCCAGGGCCAGCUUUCUAUAAGAUCACACAAAAAAACAACAAAAAUUAAUCGUGCACGGCAUUUCAAUCCGUAAGUUUUCUCAUACAUUAAUUGAAGAACUGUUAACAUUUGUUCCUGCUUGUAAUAAUGUAUAGUAUUGGUGAUGUGAAAAAAAUGGCAAAUUACACAUUGUUUUGCUUGUAAAACGGAUAUAAAAUGAAUUGCAAAUGCUGAUUUUUCCAUUUUACCUUGUUAUAGCAUAUUAAGAAUUCGCCUAAGUUCGAGCAAAUAGCCAAUGUUUCUACUGAUUUAUUUAAAUGGAUGUAAAGCCAUUGCACAAAAACGCUACUUAGAAGCAAAGUUUUAUUAAAAGUGCUUGUAGGAUUCAAAGUAGAAAACGAAGGCGCUUUUGUGCAAACAUUGUAUGAUACGAAAUAUUAAUAGAAGUAAAAGUUGUAAACAAAGUCAUUAGGGUUUAGUGACGAAUGGUGUAUGUUUUAUAUACGAUCAUGUAAGCUAUUCAGGUUUUUGUCUUAAGCCGCCAAUGGAAUUAUGACUAUAUAGAUAGAGUAACAUAAUAUAUUAGUGUCACGAUGCUUUAACCAAACGAUUAAAGUAUCAGUUACUUGUAGUGGUUUGUAAGACUAUUAUUUAUAUUUAGCUAUUUAUGUUUAUCUGCUGCCAAAGUAAUGUAUAUAUGAAGGAAAAUGGUAUAAUUAUUUUCAAAUAGAAUAUUUUAAAGUAA
Molecule: messenger RNA, 4231 nt
Organism: Dendroctonus ponderosae (mountain pine beetle)
Lineage: Eukaryota; Metazoa; Arthropoda; Insecta; Coleoptera; Curculionidae
Gene: wdp
Product: protein windpipe
Exons: 2
Coding region: 408-2102 (564 amino acids)
Molecular function (GO): protein binding
Source: RefSeq, a predicted model, not a curated record